AUGGGAAAGAAAGAUCCCGAGGCCGAAGCUAUGGCCAAUCACGUCUCCGGACAGUCUAAUAAGCCCAUGUCCCGACCAGCACAUGCUCUGGCUACCGAACAAGUCGUUCAGGAGUUGAGGGCCAACCCAGACGACGGCUUGUCUCCCGAGGACGCCAAAACUCGUCUUGAAGAGUAUGGUCGCAACGAAUUCGGCGCCGAUAAGGGUGUUCAGCCCGUCAAGAUCUUCAUUGGACAGAUUGCCAAUGCAAUGACCUUGGUUUUGAUCCUCGCUAUGGGCGCUUCUUUUGGUAUCAAGUCUUGGAUCGAAGGAGGCGUUGUCGCUGGUGUCAUCUUCCUUAACAUUACUGUCGGAUUCCAUCAAGAGUUCAAGGCCGCAAAGACCAUGGAUUCGCUUCGAUCACUUAGCUCGCCCACUGCUCAGGCCGUACGCGAGGGCCGCAACAUCACCGUCCCCACCGUUGAGAUUGUCCCUGGCGACAUGGUCGAGCUCAAGACUGGUGACACCAUCCCCGCCGACGUUCGCAUCAUCGAAGCUGUCAACUUUGAAACAAACGAAGCCUUGCUCACGGGAGAGUCUCUCCCCAUCCGCAAAGAGGCUGCUCAGACCUUCGAUGAUGAGACUGGACCUGGUGACCGCCUCAAUGUUGCCUACAGCUCUUCAACCGUUACAAAGGGACGUGCCCGUGGUAUCGUCUUCGCUACUGGCAUGUACACCGAAAUUGGUCAGAUUGCUGCCGCCCUCCGGGGCAAGAACUCACGCCGCCGAGAGGUCAAGCGUAAGGAGGACGGCUCCGCCACCUUUGGACGCUACCUUCAAGCAUGGACUUUGACCCUUUCCGAUGCCGUCGGACGCUUCUUGGGCGUCAAUGUUGGGACACCCCUUCAGAGAAAGCUGUCCAAGUUGGCAAUCCUGCUGUUCGGUACCGCUGUCGUGUGCGCCCUAAUCGUGUUAGGAGCAAACAAGUUCAACACAACACAGGAGGUCGUGAUUUACGCCGUUGCUACUGGUCUCGCGAUGAUUCCUGCCUCGCUGGUCGUGGUCUUGACUAUUACCAUGGCUGCUGGAACUAAACGCAUGGUCCAGCGUCACGUUAUUGUUCGCCAGCUGAAGAGUUUGGAGGCCCUUGGUGGUGUUACGAACAUUUGCUCUGACAAGACCGGAACUCUUACCCAAGGGAAGAUGGUUGUCCGCAAGGCCUGGGUUCCCGGAAAGGGUACCUUCUCCGUCAGCAACACUAACGAGCCCUUCAACCCUACGACGGGAGACCUCGGUCACAGCUCUGACCAGCCCAAGGACAUCAACUUCAGUUCCAAGGAAGGUGAUGGCGAGCCCUUCUCCAAUGCCGACGCCGAGAAUUGUUUAAAGGAGAGCACCGUUCUCGCGGACUACUUCAACGUCGCAUCUCUCGCUAACUUGGCCAACGUCCACAAGACCCCCGAGGGAGAGUGGCACGCCCGUGGCGAUCCUACUGAGAUUGCCAUUCAGGUAUUCGCAUCCCGCUUCAACUGGAACAGACUCCGUCUCGCUGGCGACUCCAACCGGUGGCAGCAGAUUGCCGAGUUCCCCUUCGACUCUGAUGUCAAAAAGAUGUCCGUCAUCUUCGAGGACACUCAGACAAAGGCAGUAUCGGGAAACAAGACUUGGCUCUUCACUAAGGGUGCCGUUGAGCGCGUCAUCUCUUCUUGCCCUACGAUCCAGAUGGGCGAUGAUGUCGUCGAGCUUACCAAGGACGUUGAGCAGGAUAUUCUGGCCAAUAUGGAGGCUCUUGCUCGCCUUGGACUUCGUGUCUUGGCUUUUGCGAGCAAGUCUGACAUUGGUACCGUUGAUAACCAUGAUAACCUUGAUCGCGCCAACUUCGAAAAGGACCUCACUUUCCGUGGUCUCAUCGGUCUUUAUGACCCUCCCCGUCCCGAAUCCGGCCCUUCUGUCAAGAAGUUCCACGAGGCAGGUGUCAGCGUUCACAUGCUUACCGGUGAUCAUCCCGAAACUGCUCGUGCUAUCGCCCUCGAGGUCGGUAUUCUGCCCACGCGCAUGAAUGAGAUUUCAGCGAGCGUGGCGAAAACGAUGGUCAUGGCUGCCCACGACUUCGACAAGCUUUCAGACGACGAGAUUGAUAAGCUACCCAACCUCCCGCUAGUGGUCGCUCGCUGUGCCCCUCAGACCAAGGUUCGCAUGAUUGAGGCUCUCCACCGACGUGAGCGCUUUGUGGCCAUGACGGGCGAUGGUGUGAACGAUUCCCCCAGUCUGAAGCGUGCUGACGUCGGUAUCGCCAUGGGUGAGAGCGGCUCUGAUGUCGCCAAGGAGGCGUCCGACAUCAUUCUCACUGACGAUAACUUCGCAUCGAUUCUCAACGCCGUCGAGGAAGGUCGUCGCAUGUUUGAUAACAUCCAGAAAUUUGUUCUGCACGUGUUGGCCUGUAACGUCGCCCAGGCCCUGACUCUUCUCAUCGGCUUGGCCUUCAAGGAUGAUAGCGGACUUUCCGUCUUUCCCCUUGCGCCUGUCGAGGUCAUGUGGAUCAUCAUGAUUACCUCUGGUCUUCCUGACAUGGCUCUCGGGUUCGAAGUCGCUGCCCCGGAUAUCAUGGACCGACCUCCCCAAGACAUGAAAAUCGGCGUCUUCACCUGGGAACUGAUGCUCGACAUGCUUGUCUACGGUGUCUGGACUGCGACGCUCUGCCUUGCGUCUUUCGUGCUCGUCAUGUUUGGCUGGGGCAAUGGACAAUUCGGUAGCAACUGCAACAACACCUACUCGGACGAGUGCGAUACCGUGUUCCGCGCCCGCGCAACCUGCUUCGCGAGUUUGACCUGGUUCGCUCUCUUCCUCGCCUGGGAGAUGGUCAAUAUGCGCCGUUCUUUCUUCCGCAUGCAGCCCAAAAGCACAAAGUACUUCACCCAGUGGUUCUGGGACACCUGGCGCAAUAAGCUUCUCUUCUUUGCUAUCCUUAUUGGUUUCAUCACCAUCUUUCCCCUUACCUACAUUCCCGUGCUCAACACCAAGGUGUUCAAGCACGCACCCAUUACCUGGGAGUGGGGCAUCGUCUUCGUCGGCGCGGUGCUCUUCUUCAUGGGCGUGGAGUCGUGGAAGUGGGCUAAGCGCGUCUACUUCCGUCGCGUGGCGCACAAGACUCACGGCGGCACCAAGGACCUUGAGAGCCGUGUGUUUGGCCACUACUACACCAUUGGCGGCGUUGCGCUCGAUUCCUCGCCUACCCUCGGCAGCCGGACGAUGACGAAUGAGAAGGAGAUGCGGGAGAAGGGCUACGGAUACUCCAGUGGAGGCAGCAGGUGA
Colletotrichum fioriniae is the source of this 3291-nucleotide messenger RNA. RefSeq names its product P-type ATPase. Gene Ontology annotation, biological process: intracellular calcium ion homeostasis; potassium ion transport; monoatomic ion transmembrane transport. Gene Ontology annotation, molecular function: ATP binding; P-type potassium transmembrane transporter activity; ATP hydrolysis activity. NCBI's taxonomy places the organism in Eukaryota, Fungi, Ascomycota, Sordariomycetes, Glomerellales, Glomerellaceae. Gene Ontology annotation, cellular component: plasma membrane. The record is from RefSeq and is a predicted model, not a curated record.